Molecule: messenger RNA, 6057 nt
Organism: Phoenix dactylifera (date palm)
Lineage: Eukaryota; Viridiplantae; Streptophyta; Magnoliopsida; Arecales; Arecaceae
Source: RefSeq, a predicted model, not a curated record
CUAAUCUCUCGAAUGCUCUAUAAAAGGAGUGGUGGGUAGGAAGGGAAGCGGGUUCUCCGGCGGACGGCGGGUGGAGCCCAUACUCAAGAACAAAGAUAGCGUAACCCAUACUCCGGCCGGGACAAGUCGGGAUCCGGGCGGAAUUGGCGAGAGGGGAGGUGGAACUCGUACAGGAGGAUGAAGGUAGUGUUCCUGUGGGAGUAAUGGUGAAGUGAUCGGUGGGUGAGCUUGAGAGCGGUGAGGCGUGUGCGGGCCUAAGCAGGCAGUGGGGAGGGUUGUUAUGGUUCCUGCGAUGGUGUUGGGGACGACUAGGUACGCUUAAGGAUCCAAAAACAUGACAAUUCAACUUAAGGAUCCAAAUUAAGUUUUUGAUAACGAUGUUUGUUCAAAGUCGGAUUCUAUAUAUAGGAUCCGAUUUCUUAUCGAUGGAAUUUGGAUGUAGCUAUGUUUCAUUAAAAAACUUGACAACCUGACCCGGCUAUAUGACUUGUGUUAAUUAAUUUUUUUAAUUUAGAUUUACAUCUAAAUUCUCCUAAACUCUUGCCUACUUUUACUUCAUUUCCAAAAUCUGAGUCGAUACUUAGAUUUUGAUAUUAUUUAGAUUAAAUAGAUUAUAAUAUAAAUUCAAUUCUAUCUCAAUAGUACUUUGGAAUUUUUAAAAAUUCAAUAUUCCACAUGCUAUAUCAUGCUCUUUUCCCGUUCUAAUAUGCUACAAGUUCGCUAUAUGGAGGACCAUUGUGAUAAGGGUCGUUUCAGCUUGGGAAAUUAUUAACUUUUGGUUGGUUAGCCCUCUAAAAUCAUGUGCCAAAUUAAAUUUAGGAAAACUCGAAUCUGAUUAAUAAUCAAGUUUGGAUGCUUUAGAUCUUGCUCAUUUUAAUGUUUCAGAAUUUGAAUCUGAGCUUGGUUUUUCUUGUCGAGUUUGGAUUCAAAUAUAGCAUGAACUCAAUCAGAAUUUGACUAGUUUACAAUCCUAGCGACAUCGAGUUAUGUUGUGGAAAAGGAGGAAAAUAGGAUCUUUUUGGUAUUGGACUACGGUUAUGAGUAAUACAUUCAUUCCUUUUCACCUCUAGUUAAUGACGAUUUGUGGUUAAUUGGAGGCAUGGCAAGCUAACAGGAGGGGUCUUCUUUCAAAUUUAAUUAACAUAAUUCAAAUCUAUCCAUAAAAAGAGGCAAGAUUUUGUAUAUAAUUUUGAUAAAAUCUUGUCUGUGAUAUGCAAAAAAAACAAAAAAGAAUAGGUCUCUCUCUUCAUAAUUUAUUCCUUACCCUAUCAAGUAUUUUAUUUAUGGUAUGCUUCUCUUAAUAACAACCAGUUUUUUCUAUUACAUUCCGCGGGAAGACAAGGUCCUAAGGAACUCAGAAUAAAGAGAUUCAAAGUAGAAGGGAAUGACUUUGACAGCAAAGGAAAGAAGAUAUCCACAUUGUUUAUACAAUUAGGGGUAAAAAUGGAUUGAAUAAAAACCAGUCGAAUUUAUUUUUAUAUUUGAAUUUAUCAAGAUAUAAAUAAAAAUUCGAGCAUUCGGUUAAUAUUUGUAUUUAUAUUAUAUUUGUCAAAGAAAAAGCACCCGAUUUAUCUCUAAAUAUUCAAUUGUAUUUGUAACUCUAUUUAGUUUUAUAUAAUAUUCAUAAACUUUUAAAAGAAAUAAAUAACCAUAUUAAUACGAUAUUAACAUAGUUUAUUAUCUACUUAGUAAUAUUUUUAAUUAUAUAAUCAUAAAGUUUAAUUAUCAAUUAUUACAUCCAAUUGACAUCUGUAUUUCUAUUUAUUAAACAAAAGAAAUAUAGAUAAUUAAACUAUUGUAAUAAUUUAGAAUUUAAUUCAAAAAAACUAGUCGGAAGGUUUUUUUUUGGAUUUCUUAGUUUUGUAUAAGUACGCAGGAUCUUUUCAGCGAAUUACCGAUGUGUAACUAAACACAUACCCACACGGGUUCUCACAUAAUCACAUUCUUCCUUCGUUUAAGUCGUGACAUUUUCGUCAGGCUAAGCGUUAAAAUCCAGAAAUAUUAGUCGGAAGGUAUUUUUUUGGUUCUUAGUUCUAUAUAAGUAUCUAAAAUCUCUUCGGCGAAUGUAAAUAUCUGUGUUGGUGUGUGUUUAGUUCUACAUGAGUUAUUCGCUGAGGAGAUCUUGUGUGGGUGAGGUUUUGGGUUGUUAGUCCUACUAUGAAAUCAAUGGAGGAAUCUUAAUUGUUUAGACAUCUUUGCGGAUGGUUAAUUUAGAUGGUGCUGUUGGUGUAAAUAGAGGCUGAGAGUGGUUUUCUAAUUAGAGACCAAGAAAGUCAGAGUGCUUUUUAUGGUCAAAGCAUUUACCUCCUUGUACACUGCUGCAAGGGGAGUCAAGGGCAGCAUGAAAAGUAUUAGUUGCCGCUAGAUGUUUGUUUGAUCCUCCCUAUAUCCUCUUGGAAGGUAACUCCAUAGCAAUACUUUUUUUUUUUAAAUUAAUAGUCCGCAGAAGGCCACUUAUGAGGAGCGUUCACUGCUGCAAGAUAUUCUACAAAUUAAGAGUCUUUUUGGAUUUUUUUAUAGAAUUGGGUUAAAAGUCCUAUAAUUUGUGAAUUGAGUUAGUACAACUAAGAAGAUUCCAAAACUAUAGAUUAAGCUGAGUUUUUUUUUUUUAUAAUGAGAUUUGGGCCUGCUCAUUUCAAAACUAUUUCUAGGUAUUUUAUAACUAGUAGCUGAGCCUAGCUUAGCAUGUGGUCUUGUUAGUUGUAGUGGCCAUUGGCCAAUCAAUGAAUCCUACAAAAUCUCAUUCUAAUUUGUAGAAAAAUCUAAAUAGAUUCUAAAGGAUUCCCUCCCUGCUGCUCAUUGUCUGCUCAUACCUUUAUCCCAUCGCAUCAGGGCUCACUCAUCAAACGAUCUUCGCAGUGAAACAGAGGAGAUUGGGAUCGAGUUGCUGCUGGCAAGGUGUCGUGAGGCUGGAAUCUCCCGAGCAUGUUCAUAUGGAUGCCCCAAAGAAUCUCCAAGUCCCAGGGCCAACACUGAGAUUAUGGAGAUAAUUUAUAAAACAAAAAUGGAAGAGAAAAAAAGAAAGCUAAAACACCCUUUUUUUAUUCGUUCAGGUCACUCUCGAUCUCUCGUACGACAAGGAAAAACAAAUCUUUCAAGGAGGUCAACUCGGUCAAUGAGCCAAGAACGCCGUAAUAAUGCUUAUCCCGUGCCGUGUGCGUGCCUGGUGUUCGCCCUAACCCGGCGAGGGAUUUGCCGGAUUCGUUGACAAAAUUUUCACUGUUUCUAAUUUCAAAGCUUCAGACUCCCUCCUUACUCAUUUCCCUUCGCUUCUUCUCCCUUGUCUCGACCUCCUCCUCCUUCCCUCCCAUCCUCUCCGUUCUCGAUCUAGGGUUAGGGUUAGUUUCUUCCUUUUCCUCUAUGGAGAAUCCCACGCUGCGGCUGGUCGUAGAUAAGGGCCCGAAGGAGGGCGAGACCCUGGAGUGCAGGCCCGGUGCCCUCGCCCGCAUCGGCCGUGUCGUGAAGGGCAACACCUUCGCCAUCCGGGACCCCGGUAUCUCUCAGAAGCACCUCUCCUUCGAAUUCCUCUUCGAUACCUCCCGGUGGGCUGUCUAUGACCUUGAUACCUCUAAUGGCACCCUCGUUAACGACGCCAAGAUCGCGCCCUCCGCUCCCUUCCUCCUCUCCGACCGUGACUCCAUCAAGAUUGGCGAGAUGACUUCCAUAUCGGUCAGGAUAUCCGGGGAAAGCCCCCAUAUUGAGGCGCCGCCGCCGCCGCCGGAGGAGGAGGAGGAGGACAGGACUUGGGCUCGGCGGCGGGGGCGGAAGAGAGGAGCGCCUCGUGCCAGAUCUGUGGCCGAGCCGCCAUCAGAUGCGGUCGUGGAGGAGGGAAGUGAAGCGCCAGCGAGAUAUGGUGGGAGGGGGAGAGGGAGAUCGAAGAAAGCUGCUGCUUCUGCUAUAGUCUCGAUGAAAGAUGAGAUCUUGGAUGCGGUGGUGGUGGAGGAGAGUGCUGAAGUAUCAAAGAAUGCAGGGAGGGGGAGAGGGAGGGGGAGAGGGAGAGGGAGGGGAAGACGGCCUACGACGAGGGCUUCUUCUGCUAGGGUUUCCAAGGAGGAGAAGCCUUUGGUUUCAGUUCCAGUAUCUAAUGCAGAGGCUGUGGAAGCUGCUGAGAAGGGGGAUUUAAGGGUGGAAAUUAAUAAUGCUGGUGAUGGGGUGAAAUUGGCUGAGAGAGGAGAAGGGGAUGUGGGGCAAGAGAAGGGAGAAGAUGAUAUGGAUAAGAUGACACUAGGGGAGUGGUUUGAUCGGAUGGAAAAGUUCUUGCCUAUGAUGAUUGAUGAUAUAUCAGAGGAAAUCAUUUCAAGCUUGAGGGAGAAAGCUCGGUGCUUUGAUGAAUUCAUAGCUCAAAGUACGAAUGCGAGCUAAUUUGAUAUGGGUAUGUUAACGCUCUUAAGCAAAGAACAAUUUCUUCCUAUAUAUUGACCAUGAAAUUUAAUUUCUUGCUUCACUUAUUUCCUCAUGACUUGCUGAGUGAUCGAAUUCAUAUGGCUUUUUACGAUGGUAGUAUUUAUGCAUUAGAUGAGAGGAACGGGAACUUUACUGGUUCUAGUGUUUGGUUUGUUAUGAUAAUGAGAGGAAUGAUUUGGAUGGCAUUUCUUUCCUUCUAGCAGGGAAAUUUUCUUGUACAAGACAGGUACAGGUUUGGGCAAAUGACCAAACAGGUUUAGAAGUUCUAGGAGGAGCCUAGAUAGAAUGGUAGGUCUUGGGGCAAGUUUCUCAGCAUCUAGGGUUUCUUCUUUCCCAUAUGCGACACCUUAUAUAAGUUUAUCUUUAUCAAAUAUGUAAGCUGUGAAGCAAUUAUCUUAGAAGAAAAAAACAGUCAUUAUGCUUUUUAUUUUUUAAGAAAAAAGAUGCUCACGAUGGGAGGGAAGAAGAAAAUACUUUAUUACAAAUUUGCACGCCUCUCUUUGUUGCUUUGCUGAGUUGAUCUUUGUGUAGUAUUUGGAUAAAUAGCAUAUCAUAGGCAUAUGACUUUGUGAAUGAGUAUGAUUCAAGCUUAUAUCACAUAUAUUAUUGUUCUGUGUUGUUUUUGACUUCUAAGUUGCUUUUCUAAACUGAGCAAUAUUCCUAUCACUGCAAUCAUGUAUAUGGAGAUGGUUUGCAUCCAUGAAAUGCAUGAAUUUCUAAUUCAUGAAGCCAAUUGCAGCAUGCCAUCCAUCAGCAUUAUUCAGGAACCAUUUACUUUGAACUUGCCAAUAUAUGCAUGCACUAUCACUUUGUCUUCCUCGAUUCUUUCCACGUUCACCAUUUUCUUUGAUGCAUGAAUCUUUGCUAUCUGGCAUUCUGAAAAUGUAAGAAUCUUAAGGCAUGCAAUUUUUAAUUUGGUGGAAAUGGAGUUUGUAGCAGCCAAUCUUUUUAUUGGUCUUCUUUACAGAUAGUAAACCAUUAAUGGUGAUUCUGUGUAAGGUUCUCCACAUGCUUAUCCAGCUGACUCGGUAACUUCACAAUUAAAGGCAUUGAAUAAGAUUUGUUGCAUGUGUUUGAGUUGGAACUGUAGGUUAGCUUCCUCUAUGAAAUUGUUAGCUGUACCUUGUACCUUAUUUGCUUCUUCCAUAACCAAUGAUAUGUGCACCACCUAGUUUCUGUGUACUGCUUAUGAACUCCUUGUUUGUUUUGGUUAAAUACUGACCUACUGAAUAUUGUAAAGGAGCUUAAUCAAUCGAUCUGUGCUUCUUUUGGUCCAUCCGCACAUCCGAAACUACUUGACAAUCUAGUAAAUCAAGCUUACCCCUGUACCUGUGAUAGCUACUAGGCCAAACACUGAAGCGUGAAAUAUGAUCAUCAUGAAAGAGAAACUUUUGACAUCAGAAAUUUAGGGCAAUCUGGUCCUGACCCAAGUUUUUAAACUCGUAUUGAUAUCUUUUUCCUUCCAAAUAAACAGAAUAAAGUAAAUAAAUUCAGAUUUUCUACAUCUUAGAAGAUAGCACUAUAACAGAAACUUGUAAAGAAAAGGGACAAGGAGUUAUCAUCGCGAUAUUAACACUGGAAAAGAAAAGGUUCCAUUUAGGUCACCAAUUGCUUUUAGAAAAACAUAGACUGCAUUAGUAAGCUGUAUGUGAU